Botrytis porri is the source of this 426-nucleotide messenger RNA. RefSeq lists its product as uncharacterized. The transcript has a single exon. The coding region runs from base 1 to 426 and encodes 141 amino acids. NCBI's taxonomy places the organism in Eukaryota, Fungi, Ascomycota, Leotiomycetes, Helotiales, Sclerotiniaceae. The record is from RefSeq and is a predicted model, not a curated record.
AUGGGAUUCAUCCAGCGUGUCGAGGAGAAACUGUUCAGGUUGUGGAAAGCAAUUGAUAAAACCCGUCCUGGCUCUCUCCAAGAUGUCCAUCUAAUUAGAACCGCAUCGCAGGCAUCGAUUACGCUUUCGGUUUGCAAAGAACGCCUACGAUUGGCGAAGGAGGCUGAGAAGCAGGAGCAACGGGAGAAGAAGACUCGCUUCAAGGAGACUUGCAAAUUGGUUGAGGAUAUCUUUGAGUGGUCGAUUGGUUUGAACGAAUGUCAAGGGAUUGCUAAAGAGGCAAGGGAGGGGAACGAUCUUACGGGUGUCAAAUCUUCGCAUCGUGAGAUCGAAGGUGGAUGUUUGAACGCGGAUGAUUGGGGCUGGGAUAAGGUGGAAUGGGAUGGGGAGGAAUGGGAUGGGGAGAAACAGAGCGAGGAAAAAUAA